AUGUGCAGUACUAGUAGCCCCGCGAAAGAGGCACCGUCGACGUUGUUUUCUUCAUUGCCAGACGACAUUGUUAUAAGCGUCUUAGCCCGUGUACCGAGACGGUAUCACCCGAUUCUCUCUUGCGUGUCAAACAAGUUGCGAUCUCUCGUAAGCUGCUCUGAGCUCCACAAGACACGAUCUCUCCUGGGAAAAAAUUGCUUCUACGUCUGCUUUGAAAAUUUGUUCGAUCCUUCCAAAAUCUAUCAUCGUUGGUUCACUCUAACUGAGGAUCGUCGUUUGGUCUCGAUCCCGUUCCCUUCCCCGCCUGAGCCACACUCUGGUGCCCUCAUGGUGGGUCACGAUAUAUAUUUUGUUGGCGGCUAUUUCAAUCAUCCUACGAGGAGCAUGUGGAUCCUCGAUUCUCGGUCUGGAAAGUUCCGUCAGGGUCCACGUUCGCUUGUGGCCACCCGAAAUGCAGCCGUGGGAGUAGUUGACGACAAGAUUUACGUUUCUGGAGGGGUUAGCGAGGCCGAAGAGAUCCAAGCGCAAUUAUUUGACUUAAAGACGCAAACUUGGCAUGUGGCUGCAAAUCCGACAUAUAGAUUACAAAACUGCGGAAUGUCCGUGGUAAGCCUGUCACUAGACAAGAAAAUUUAUGUGAGGAAAUUUGCAUAUGUCAUGGCGUAUGAUACUAGAGAUGGUAAAGUUGACCACAUUAAGUUACCAUAUGAGGAGUUAUCUAGUCGCGAUGUGUGUCUAAUAGACAAUGUGCUCUAUGUACACUACGAGGAUGAUGGAUUAAUGUGGUGUAACCCUAAGACCAAGGAAUGGAGAGUGGUUUGUGGUUUGGAGCUCAACAAGGCUUUCUUUUGUCUCGCAAUGGCUGAAUAUAAUGGCAAGUUGGCGUUUUUGUGGCAAAAAGUAAAAAAACAGGAUAAGGAGAUUUGGUGUACAAUGAUCGCCUUGUGUAGUAGUGGACUAGAGAUUCAGGGGCGCGUUGAGUGGUCUAAUUACGUAGGAUCCGUCCCUCCUCACAACGAUUUUUUGCAUUGUUUAGGUCGUACGGAUUAAAGGCCCAUGUAUGGAAUGAUAUCUAGCUAU
This is a messenger RNA of Capsella rubella, 1080 nucleotides long. Its product is annotated as putative F-box/kelch-repeat protein At4g02310. Bases 1 to 1050 code for a protein of 349 amino acids. The record is from RefSeq and is a predicted model, not a curated record. NCBI's taxonomy places the organism in Eukaryota, Viridiplantae, Streptophyta, Magnoliopsida, Brassicales, Brassicaceae. Gene Ontology annotation, molecular function: protein binding. The transcript has a single exon.